Aspergillus versicolor CBS 583.65 is the source of this 1005-nucleotide messenger RNA. RefSeq names its product arylamine N-acetyltransferase family protein. Bases 1 to 1005 code for a protein of 334 amino acids. Gene Ontology annotation, molecular function: acetyltransferase activity. The record is from RefSeq and is a predicted model, not a curated record. The transcript is spliced from 3 exons. Lineage: Eukaryota; Fungi; Ascomycota; Eurotiomycetes; Eurotiales; Aspergillaceae.
AUGCCUGCAAUCCCUCCCACCCUCAACCCUGAUCAGUUAGAAUUGUACCUCCAGCGCAUUAAAUAUGCUGACUACGCCACUCCUACAGGCAAUAGUAAUUCGCGCCUACAGCAACUUCAAGAUUCUGUGAACGAGGACGCUCUUGCAGCCCUGACUGAAUUGCAACGGCGACAUCUAGGGUCAAUUACCUGGGGAAAUACGGCUCUGCAUUACUCAAGUCACCAUUCAAUCUCAAUCCACCCUUCCUGUGUCUUUGAGAGACUAGUUAUCCGUGGUCUUGAUGGGUAUUGCAUGGAAAAUACCAAUCUCCUCUAUAUGGUCCUAUGCUCUCUGGGAUAUGAGGUGUAUCCGACCGGAGGCCGCGUGAGCCGUACAGUCGUUACAGGAGACCCAACUGAUGAAGGCUAUAUACCCCUAAGCAACUGGCGUCUAACAGAAGUGUGUAGGAGCCAUAUGAUCCUUAUCGUGACUAUAUCUGGUCAAAAGUACAUGAUUGAUGUUGGGUUCGGCCGUAAUACUCCUACCAGCCCGUUACUGCUUCAGGAGGAUAUCACAGCUACAUUAAUUUGGCCCAGCGAAAUGCGCUUGACUAAGGCACCUCUGGCUGAAUUUAUGGAUCAAACACAGAAGGUCUUGAUCUACCAUGCCCGGGGCGACCACCAGAGCCCUUGGAUUCCGCAGUACUCGUUCUCUGAAGUGGAAUUCCUGUUCGAGGACUUCAAUAUGAUGAACUUCUUCACGAGCAGGAGUCGGUCGAUUCUAUUUACGCAAAAGCUAGCUUGUACCCGUGUAAUCCUGGAUGACCAAGGCCUUGAACCCCUUGGAAUUUAUAUUCUUGCUGGGAGAGAAGUCAAGAGGGUACUUCGCGAAAAGACCGAGACCUUGCAGACAUUCAAUGCAGAGGAGGAUAGAGUCAGUGCAUUGGUGAAAUACUUCAACAUGAAUUUUCAAGAACAUGAACUCGAGGGUAUUCGCGGGCUACCAUCUCAGAUCAAACCCAGAUAG